CCCUCUCUCAGUCCAGUCGGUCUCUCCUCUCUCACAGAUCGGUCCUUCCUCCUCCACCUCCUCCAAACAGUCAGCCCACUGUCUCAAAUCGAUCGAUCUCUCCUCCUCCUCCGCCUGCAACCACCGUCUUCUCCGACGAGACCAGACAACUCAGCCCCUGUCUGACGAAACCAGUCCCUGUUCAACUCUAUUAGUUGCGGCUGGGGUUUCAGACCAGACCACUCUCUUUAUUUGCUACAUUCUCAUCUUCAGAAAGGUGAAUCUGUACUAUGACUAUGAGGAUGUGAU
Messenger RNA from Ilex paraguariensis (yerba mate), 288 nucleotides. Lineage: Eukaryota; Viridiplantae; Streptophyta; Magnoliopsida; Aquifoliales; Aquifoliaceae. The record is from the annotation of a GenBank genome assembly.